AUGUGCCAUGGCAGGAUAGCACCAAAGAGCACCUCAGUGUUUGCCAGUACCUCUGUGGGACAUGGAGUAUUCCUUCCGCUGGUGAUCCUUAGCACCCUGCUUGGAGAGGGACUUGCAUCAGUGUGCCCCCGGCCCCCGGAGCCAGAGAAUGGUGGCUACGUCUGCCACCCCCGGCCCUGCAGAGACCCCUUGACAGCAGGCAGUGUCAUCGAGUACCUGUGUGCUGAAGGCUACAUGUUGAAGGGUGAUUACAAAUACCUGACGUGUAAGAAUGGCGAGUGGAAACCAGCCAUGGAGAUUAGCUGCCAUCUCAAUGAGGACAAAGAUGCUCACACGUCACUUGGAGUUCCCACACUGUCCAUAGUGGCAUCCACUGCCAGCUCUGUGGCACUUAUUCUCCUCCUUGUGGUGCUGUUUGUGCUGUUGCAGCCAAAGCUGAAGUCUUUCCAUCACAGCAGACGUGACCAGGGGGUGUCUGGGGACCAGGUCUCCAUUAUGGUGGAUGGCGUCCAGGUUGCACUGCCGUCAUAUGAAGAGGCUGUAUAUGGCAGUUCCGGUCACUGUGUGCCGCCCGCUGACCCCAGAGUACAAAUUGUGCUGUCAGAAGGGUCUGGGCCGAGUGAGAGGAGUGUGCCGAGGGAGCAGCAGCUGCAGGACCAGGGCGCCUGCUCCUCUGCGGGUGGAGAAGAUGAGGCCCCCGGCCACUCUGGACUAUGUGAAGCCUGGGGCUCCCGGGGCUCCGAGACUGUGAUGGUGCAUCAGGCAACCACCUCUUCCUGGGUGGCUGGCUCAGGGAACAGCCGCCCCAUACACAAAGAAGCACCAGAUUCUGAGAACAGUGACAUACAGAGCCUUCUAUCCCUCACGUCAGAGGAGUAUACAGAUGAUAUUCCACUGCUGAAAGAAGCCUGA
Orycteropus afer afer is the source of this 912-nucleotide messenger RNA. It is a transcript of the gene SUSD6, whose product is annotated as sushi domain containing 6. The record is from RefSeq and is a predicted model, not a curated record. The transcript has 5 exons. The coding region runs from base 1 to 912 and encodes 303 amino acids. Lineage: Eukaryota; Metazoa; Chordata; Mammalia; Tubulidentata; Orycteropodidae.